Messenger RNA from Phyllopteryx taeniolatus (common seadragon), 3092 nucleotides. It is a transcript of the gene ptena, whose product is annotated as phosphatase and tensin homolog A. Gene Ontology annotation, cellular component: cell projection; plasma membrane; nucleus. Gene Ontology annotation, biological process: protein dephosphorylation; phosphatidylinositol 3-kinase/protein kinase B signal transduction; cell motility. Bases 741 to 2192 code for a protein of 483 amino acids. NCBI's taxonomy places the organism in Eukaryota, Metazoa, Chordata, Actinopteri, Syngnathiformes, Syngnathidae. Gene Ontology annotation, molecular function: protein tyrosine phosphatase activity; inositol-1,3,4,5-tetrakisphosphate 3-phosphatase activity; phosphatidylinositol-3,4-bisphosphate 3-phosphatase activity. The record is from RefSeq and is a predicted model, not a curated record. The transcript is spliced from 10 exons.
CUUCUUUUUUCCUCGGCGGAGGCCAUGAUGGGAGCCUGAGUUCAGCUGGAGCGACGAAAAAAGAAAGAUGAUUCCCCGGGACGGAGCUGUCAAAGCAAUCUGUGCAUAUUUCUGAUCCUUGUAUAGUCUGUAUACAUCUGAGGUGGAGCCUGUCACUUUUUCCCCUGACCUGCGAUGUUCUUGACGCGCGCUCGGUGACAAUGUUGAAUCGCUAAGGAGGUCUUUUUUGGAUCGAAAAAAAAAACCAAAAAAAACGGAGCUAGCCAUUGUUGCUAGCUAGCGUGCUAGCCUAGCGAGCUAGCCUAGCUCCAACCGCCCCCUCCCCCCCCCCACACCCCCCGUCCGAGUGACUGGAUACGGGCUUUUUUCUGGGGGGGGCCCCCUCCUUCAGGGGUUACCGGUGAGUUCUCUUAUUCUCGCUUCGGACCGAACCCGAGGCUUAUUCUUUGGACAACUGGGUGAAUGUCGCUGGGGACUAUUUGGAAGAGCGACCGCGGGAUUGGAAAAGUCGGGCCUUCGCUGAGGAGAAGCCGAGCAAGGCCCGUCUUUAUGUUCCAGAGGAAGCCUGUCUAAUCCCAACGAGCUCGGCUGGCUAGCCCCGAGGAGGACCUCCUCCCCCUCCCCUUCCCCCCCUCCUCCCCUUUACCCCGACCUACCGAGCAGAACCACCGUCUACCACCUGACCACCAAAAAGCCUGCUUUCAUCAUUUACCCGUAAUAGACUCCUGUCAGCCGCUGCAAUGACUGCUAUUAUUAAAGAAAUUGUCAGCCGGAACAAAAGGAGAUACCAGGAGGACGGCUUCGACCUGGACCUAACAUAUAUCUACCCAAACAUCAUAGCCAUGGGCUUUCCAGCAGAGCGACUUGAAGGCGUGUACAGAAACAAUAUAGAUGAUGUAGUACGGUUUUUGGAUUCAAAGCAUAAAAACCAUUACAAAAUCUACAACCUCUGCGCAGAAAGACACUACGACGCUGCCAAAUUUAACUGCAGAGUUGCACAGUACCCUUUCGAAGACCACAACCCCCCUCAGCUGGAGCUGAUCAAGCCGUUCUGCGAAGACUUGGACCAGUGGCUCAGCGAGGACGACAAUCACGUGGCGGCCAUCCACUGUAAGGCCGGCAAGGGCCGCACCGGGGUGAUGAUCUGCGCCUAUCUCCUCCACCGCGGCAAAUUCCUGGAGGCCCAAGAGGCGCUCGACUUUUACGGCGAAGUCAGGACAAGGGACAAGAAGGGAGUGACCAUCCCGAGCCAGCGCCGCUACGUCUACUACUACAGCUACCUACUGAAGAACCAGCUGGAGUACAAGCCGGUGGCGCUGCUCUUCCACAAAAUGGUGUUCGAGACGCUGCCCAUGUUCAGCGGGGGCACCUGCAGUGAGUCACAUGCGCCACAUAUGCUCAUGUUCAACUUUUUGGAGCCGCAAACUGGGUCAUGGGCACACACACCCACACACACUUGGACGUGCACAGACAUAGUGCAUGGAGACAGUACCGUUAAAAACAGGAGUGAGCCGACCCCUCAGGGCUUCAAGAAAGGGAAUUGGCAUUGGGAUCCCCAGUUCGUUGUGUACCAGCUCAAAGUGAAGAUCCACACGUCCAACCCCACCCACACCCGGCGCGAGGACAAGCACAUGUUCUUCGAGUUCCCACAGCCGCUGCCGGUGUGCGGCGACAUCAAAGUGGAGUUCUUCCACAAGCAGAACAAGAUGAUGAAGAAGGACAAAAUGUUUCACUUCUGGGUGAACACCUUCUUCAUCCCCGGGCCAGAGGAGGGCUUGGAGAAGCUGGAGAACGGCGCGGUGAACAACGCUGAGAGCCAGCAGGGCGGCGGCCAGGUCCAACAGCAGCAGCUGCAGCCGCCGAGCAGCGCAGAGUGCAGGGACGGAGGCGUCGGCGGCGGCAGGGAUGGCGGCGACAGGGACUACCUCAUCCUGACGCUGACCAAAAAUGAUCUGGACAAGGCGAAUAAGGACAAAGCCAACCGCUACUUCUCGCCAAACUUCAAGGUGAAGUUGUAUUUCACAAAAACCGUGGAGGAGCCUUCAAAUUCAGAGGCGAGCACUUCAACAUCUGUCACGCCGGACGUCAGCGACAAUGAGCCAGACCAUUAUCGAUACUCUGACACCACUGACUCUGAUCCGGAAAAUGAACCUUUUGACGAAGAGCAGCACACACAAAUCACAAAAGUGUGAACUCUUUUAAAUAAGAAAAAAAAAUAAACAGCAAGAGAAGAAAUUAUACAGCGAGAGGAAAAAAAGGAGAAAACUUGAAUAUAAACUUAAAAGAAGAACCUUUUUGUCCCUUACCCUCCCCCCACCCCAGAUGGCAAUAGAAUAUCAUCAUGUCAAAUGCCAAUUUUAUGGGGAAAAGAUGAAUAUCCUGACCAAUAUAUUGUUUUUUUUUAAAUUUUGUUUAUUUCUUUUCCCUUUUGGCACGGCCAUCAACCACGUGCAAGGUAUUGACACUGUUGCCCGAUGGGAAAAAGGUGCUGUAGCUAUAAAAAAAAACAAAAAAAAACAAAAACAAAUGUGUUAUAUAUAUAUAUACAUAUGUAUAUGUAUAUACAUAUAUAUACAUUCAUAUAUAAAGGAUUUUUUGUGUGUGUGUGUCAAAGACAAUGGAAAGAGAGAGUACCACAAUCAGGAGAGACGGGAGUUGAAGUCAAGGACGAUCUACUCGGGACAAUGCUGCUCCUUCUCCUGUCCAAACCAAGGCCAGUGCUGCAGUCACUUUGUUUCACUCCCUCCUCCUUUUCCUCAUCUUUUACUCCCCUCCUCCUCUCAUCAUUUACUCCCCUCUUCCUCCUCCUUUACUGUGAAUGCUUCUUGUGCUCUUUGCAGGCUGUCUCACGUGACUUUUUUUGGCCUUUGUGCAGUGCAAACUGCAUGCGGGCCGUGGGUUUGGGGGGGUGGGGUGGGUUCAAGGGGUGGGGCGGGCUGGGGAGGGGUUUAUGAAGAGGCUGUGAUGAUGUCUAAAAGCAUUGCCAUUCCUGUUCCCACUGUGUAUACGUUUAAAUUAUGCAGAACAAGGCAUCCCAUGUAAUUGUUAAUGUUUUUUUAUCCUAAGAUAAUAAAAAUAUAAUACACAAAAAA